Chilo suppressalis (striped riceborer) is the source of this 1343-nucleotide messenger RNA. The record is from the annotation of a GenBank genome assembly. NCBI's taxonomy places the organism in Eukaryota, Metazoa, Arthropoda, Insecta, Lepidoptera, Crambidae.
UUAAUAGUAAGAAGAUAACAUUGUCUCCCACUAUGCUGAGGUUAUCAUACAGAUAUUGUAGCAGUACUUGUUCACUUGCGUCUGUUAUGAUAUUUAUUAAGUACGAACUUUUUUAAAAGGUGGUUUUUGUUUUGUUGCAAAGAACACAGUUUUUAUAUAAAAAAAAUGAAUUAUUGCUUUACUUUUUUGUGCUUAGUGUUCUCAAAAGUUAUAUCAAUUUCACCACCAACCAAAAAUUUAAUCGUGGCUAGGGAAAAGCGUUCCGAUGAUACAUUACUGCGGGCAGUUGGAAUAACACCUAACCCAUGUAAUAAAGAAAAUAUACAAAUGCCCAACUUCCAUGCACCAGGGAGGCGAAUGAGCCGCGUGAAAUGUUGGGAGUACAUAUGGAGCAUAAAAGAGAGAGAAGAUAAAAAAAGAAGAGAUGAGCAGUGCACAAAUUUUAUUAGAGAAAUAAAUAAUGUCACUGGCUACAGAACAGAUUGGCACAUUUCCAUGCGCAUUGUUGGUGGUCGCGACACACAACCGGGUGAAUUUCCACACAUGGCCGCCAUCGGUUGGAACUCAUCGUUGGACCAAUGGGAGUUCAAGUGUGGGGGUUCCCUCAUCAGCAACAAGUUUGUUCUCACAGCGGCGCACUGCUCCAAGGCUUCUGAGAGGGACACAACCAUUGCUGAUGUUUUUCCGAAGAUCGUUAGACUAGCUGAGAAAAAUAUAAUUAGCGACGCGGAAUUGCUUCUAUUCAACGAAAAUGAUUAUGUGGACGUUUACAUUUCGAGAAUUAUCAAUCAUCCACAAUACGAAGCACCUAAGAAGUACCACGACAUUGCCCUCAUAGAGUUACAGGAGGAAGUGCAGUUCACGAAUUUCGUUCAGCCGGCGUGCCUUUACUCCGGCCCGGACAACAAAUUGGUUGGGAAGCAGGCUUACAUGACAGGGUGGGGGGUAGUGGACUCAAGGAACCACGAAAUGUCUCGUGGUUUACAAGCGGUAUUGCUGGAUGUGCUGGAUACUCAACUAUGUAACAACCUGCUGCGGCGGUCUUUCAACCGGCACUGGUAUGGCUUUCAAGACCACCAGAUAUGCGCAGGAGUGCUGUCGGGCGGGGCAGAUGCUUGCCAGGGUGACUCUGGUGGUCCGUUGCAAAUCAGAAUGAAGUUGCCACAAAAAAAUCGUCGUUGUGAUCUCACCAACUCAUGUAGACGCAUGUAUCACAUAAUCGGUGUGACGUCAUUCGGUGUCGGCUGCGCUCUACCCAACCUGCCUGGAGUCUACACCAGGGUCUCCAGUUACCUCGACUGGAUCGAAGGCAUCGUCUGGAAAUAAAUAUAUAGUUGACAUUA